Contarinia nasturtii (swede midge) is the source of this 1014-nucleotide messenger RNA. RefSeq lists its product as uncharacterized. Bases 1 to 1014 code for a protein of 337 amino acids. The record is from RefSeq and is a predicted model, not a curated record. The transcript is spliced from 3 exons. Lineage: Eukaryota; Metazoa; Arthropoda; Insecta; Diptera; Cecidomyiidae.
AUGUUGAUUGGAAACGUAGCAGGACAUGACAUUGUCGUUCAAAACGAAGUAAACGACGAAGAUAUUCGAGACAAUGUGUUGGCUGAAGAACGGAAUGUAACCGUUGAAGCAGGCGUAGCAGGCCUUGAAAUUUACGCGCAUCAUACAAACGAUAAAGAGAACGAACAACAAUCCGAGGUGGAUAUGAAACCACACUUUGCACAAAUUCAAUUAUCUGCUGACGAUGAGAUGGAAUUCGAUCAUUUGUUCAACGAAGAUGCUAUUGAUCCAUUACGUGACCAAAAUGAAAUUGUUGACCAUGAAGAUACAAAUGAAAUUGGCAAUGAUAACGGUAUGGUUCAACAUGAUGUAAUGGGUGCAUCGCAAAACAUGUCACACGAAAGUAGCGAAGAUACAAACGGCAACGACGUGCAAAAUGGUGAAAUUGGUGCAUCGCAAAACGGUUCUCAAGAAAAUGGCAAUGAUAUUCGUCAAGAAUCGGAAACAUGUGGUGAAGUUCAGGAGAACAAUAACGGACCCGUUGAACAUGGAAUCGUCGAAAAAUCUACAACAGUAAAACUUGACGAUGAUAUCGAAGUUACAUUUGUUUCUCCUGCUCAUUUUCAACCAAUUGUGAUUAAGAACGGCUAUGAGAUCAAGGCAAACGAUAUGUUGUCAAACAACAUUCCAUUUAAAAGAAAUGAUAAAGGUGACCGCGCUUUCCAAAUAAGAACGCAAAACGGAUUAGAAGAAAUUACAUUGUCGGCACGUGCAGUAAAUGGUUUGAUAAAACUAAACGAGAAUCGGGAUGACGAAGGAAAGGACAAAACAUUUUUGAAGGCUCUGCUCAUUGGGAUCUACACGUUGAAGCGAAUCAAAGAGUCAACGGUUGAAACCAUUGACCGUGGUGUUCUGGAAUUUGUAAAAGAUUUGUUUGCGUUCCGCGUGUCCAAUGAUCCAGAAGGAACUCGUUUGGGAACGUUUGAAGAUGUGGUGAACCAAAUUUGCGACGAAAUUCGAAGCAAUCUUUUGUGA